GCCUUUACAGAACACAAUUGUUCUCAGAUGAUUAAAAUAUUUGUACAGGAGAAGGAGAAUAGUCAAAAAGGUUUUUCAUUAAAUUAAACAGAAUGGAAAGCAACAUGACAGUUUCAAGUGAUAUCCUAGAAAUCAAAGGCUUUGACAUAUCUCCAGAGUUCACGUACCCUCUAUUUUUCUUACUGCUGUUUGUUUACUUUUCCCUGCUUUUUUCCAACAUUGGAGUUCUGGUGCUUAUCAUCACUGAGAAGAGUUUGCACCAGCCAAUGUACUUUCUUUUUUGUAACCUGUCUGUCAAUGAUCUAAUCGGUAACUCAGUCCUACUGCCUCAGCUGAUGGCUCAUAUCAUUUCAACAGAACGGUUUAUCACCUACAACCAAUGUGUGGUUCAAGCCUUUUACAGCCACACGUUCGGAUCAGCUUCUCAUAUGAUUCUCAUCAUUAUGGCAAUUGACAGAUAUGUGGCAAUAUGUCAACCCUUAAGGUACAGCUCAAUUAUGACUACCAAAACUGUGAUUGGGCUGUCAGCAACUGCAUGGGGGCUGUCAUUAGUGCUCGUGUCUGUUUUGGUAGGUCUCACAGUGAGGCUUUCCCGCUGUAGAUCGGUUAUACAAAAUGCUUACUGUGACAAUGCAUCACUGUUCAAGCUUUCUUGUGAGGAUGUGUCCAUCAAUAAUAUCUAUGGACUCUUUUUCACUGUGCUGCUGUUCAGUUGCUCAAUUGGAGGCAUAGCUGUCACCUAUUUCAGAAUAGCUCUCAUCUGCUGGAUCAAGAAAAACAAAGAGUUGAAUAACAGAGCACUGCAAACCUGUGCAAGCCAUCUUGUUCUUUAUCUUAUUAUGCUCUGGUCGGGGUUUUUAACAAUCAUAUUGCAUCGUUUCCCAAAUUACCCAAAUUUAAGGAAGACUGCAUAUGUUUUAUUUCAUGUGGUCCCUGCUAAUUUAAAUCCAGUCAUUUAUGGAGUGCAAACAAGGUCAUUAAGGGAUAAAAUUGUCCAAGUACUGCAAAGAAAAGUGACUCCAACCUAAUACCUUCUGUCUUCUAUUCAUGAUUUGCCUAAGGCUUGAACAUAAAGACACACAUAGGUAAUUGUUUUCACUUGUAACACCUGUUCUGAAGCAUUUGAGAUGCUUUUACACAGAUGUGUGUUUCAAUUGAAACAAUAAUAAUGUUUUCACGUAAGUUGCAGUUGUAACUUGUAAGUAUGUGGGAUUCAUAUUUGUUUCAAUAUCUUAACUCUCAUAAACAUGCAAGGAAAUGCAAGAUCUUCUGUCUUCUGUUACCACAUUUUCUGAAUGAAAGGACCUUGUUUUUGUGUUACUAAUUUUGAUUAUUGCAAGGUCCAUGAAAAUCACUAAAAUAACAAUUUCCAUUUCCAUUGCCUGAACUUUUCCUAUAAUGAGUAUCAAUGAGCAUACACUUACAGUAUAUUCAUGUAUUUGCUUUCACUGAGCUGCAGGGAUUAUGGUAAUAUUUCAUGUACCAUAUUCAUUGUUAGUAUCUUAUCAGACUAUUAUUACUAAGACUUGAACUCAGAGUAAGCUGUCAAUGCUGUGUUUCACUACAGUACAACAAUACAAUACAAAGAAACUUUACCUGUGCAUACAAUAUUGUGCAUAAAAUAAGCUUGUAACAAUAGCCAACACACACACAUUCUUUGGUCAUGUAACCCCAAAGGAUGUAUUUCACAUCUCUUCAAAAUAUCCAUAUUAUUUUCAUUGAAUGACAAAAUCCUAAAAUGACAUACACAGUGAGAGUGUGUUACCUGUUAUUAAAGAAAACCUGUAAAAAUAAGAACUGACUGUUAACUCUUCAAGUAUGUAGUCUUCUACAUUAGGUUAAAUAUAUUUCUUAAUAAGCAGAAAUGUACUGAAUAUACUGAAAGAAAUACUGUCCUUGUGUUUCCUCAACGCUUGCUGUAGUGAGGAUGUAAUUUGGUUUUGUAGGCCUCAGGGACUCGGAUGAUCUCAUGAUGAAAGGUCAACCAGUGGUCUCAACAGGUCUUGUGGUCUGAUUAAGAUGCAUCUCAGUUUAAUUCUGUCUGAAAAGCAGUUCUCCACUUCUCUGAACUUGACAGUACACAUAUCUCAAAUAGUUUUUUACAAAUCAAAACACAGUUCCACUGAUUAAGCCUUCUAUUUUCCUUUGGGUUCAAAUUAAAGAGUCAUGGCCCACUUUGGAUGCCAUUACUCCACUAUAUCCUUGACAAGGGAUUAUACACAUCAAGAGCCAAGCAAAUGGUGAUGAUCCAGGGGAUUUAACAGAUAAUCCAUGUGAGUUACACUGAGAUGUUGUUUUCUCUUAUUCUGAUUUCAGAACCUUUCCUGGCUAUAUCUCUUUGGUGGGAUUUUCUCUCUUUAACUAAUUAAUGUCAUGAUAGUAAAAUAAAAAUGACCCACCUCCAGACUAUUACUGUUAUAGUUUGAGGGUUUCCUGUUUCCUGUUUUAUUUUGUAGAAUCCUCCUUC
Messenger RNA from Siniperca chuatsi (mandarin fish), 2467 nucleotides. RefSeq names its product olfactory receptor 52E4-like. Gene Ontology annotation, biological process: G protein-coupled receptor signaling pathway. The record is from RefSeq and is a predicted model, not a curated record. Gene Ontology annotation, molecular function: G protein-coupled receptor activity; olfactory receptor activity. Bases 93 to 1028 code for a protein of 311 amino acids. The transcript is spliced from 2 exons. Gene Ontology annotation, cellular component: membrane. NCBI's taxonomy places the organism in Eukaryota, Metazoa, Chordata, Actinopteri, Centrarchiformes, Sinipercidae.